Messenger RNA from Hyla sarda, 2498 nucleotides. It is a transcript of the gene MAD2L1, whose product is annotated as mitotic arrest deficient 2 like 1. The transcript has 5 exons. Lineage: Eukaryota; Metazoa; Chordata; Amphibia; Anura; Hylidae. The coding region runs from base 113 to 724 and encodes 203 amino acids. Gene Ontology annotation, cellular component: cytoplasm; kinetochore; nucleoplasm. The record is from RefSeq and is a predicted model, not a curated record. Gene Ontology annotation, biological process: mitotic spindle assembly checkpoint signaling.
CGAGCCAAUGGCAGGGCAGCUUUUGCCGUACGCAGCGUGGUGACGUCGCCGGUAGAAGUGGAAGGCGCGAUUUCUUGAAUCCAGCUCAGGACGCUUUACGGUAGUGCUGGAAAUGGCGGCGCAGUUGACAAGAGAGGGGAUUACGCUGAAGGGCAGCGCCGAGAUCGUGUCCGAAUUCUUCUAUUUUGGCAUCAAUAGUAUUUUAUAUCAGCGUGGGAUUUAUCCAUCAGAGACUUUUACUCGUGCACAGAAGUAUGGCCUUACCCUGCUAGUCUCUACAGACCCAGAUCUUAAGAACUACUUGGAUACAGUGGUGGAGCAGCUGAAAGAUUGGCUGUACAAAUGCCAGGUCCAGAAACUAGUGGUGGUGAUUUCAAGCAUCGACAACAGUGAAAUUCUUGAGCGUUGGCAGUUUGAUAUAGAAUGUGAUAAAACUGUGAAGGAUGACAGUAUUGUCAGAGAAAAGUCUCCAAAAGUUAUUCAGGAAGAAAUCCGAUCAGUCAUCCGACAAAUUACAGCCACGGUUACUUUUCUGCCACUGCUGGAGACUGCAUGUGCCUUUGAUUUACUAAUCUACACAGAUAAAGAUUCUCAAGUGCCAGAGAAAUGGGAAGAGUCUGGUCCUCAGUUUGUUUCCAACUCUGAAGAAGUCCGGCUCCGCUCCUUCACUACUACAAUCCAUAAAGUCAACAGCAUGGUGGCAUAUAAAAAAAUAGACUGUUAAUAGCAAAUUGUAUUUUAUUACUCCUCAGCUUUUCUAACUUUUUAAUGCAGUUUUCUAAAAAAAAAAAAAAAAAUUGUCAAAAGGUCUUUUGUGGCCACAUCUUUGCAUAUGACUUCUGAAGCUUUGUAAUGGACUUGGUCCUCUCCAUGCUACUGCAUUGGCUUAAGCUGAGAGGUUUUUGCUUAGUUUAACAAUUUAGGUUAAACUAGCUCACUGUGCCUAUAGUAAUAAACUUUAUUCAAGUACCUGAGUCCACCAUAUUAAAACUUUAGGUAAUGGUGAGUUUUGUGUCCAGCCCAGUAUAUCAGUCCUCCUAUGCUUGUGAUCCUAUGAUAUGCUGCCAACUCCGCUCUAAGUGGUACUCCUAGGGAUGAAGUAUGUCGAUUAUAUGCAGCUCUUCUCCAGUCAAGGAAUACAGCUGACAGGUUAAGGAUGAAACAGCUAAUACAACCCCAACACGUCAAUUACGGCUUCAGAAUAUAGAAUUAUUAGUCUGCAUGUGUUUGGAGGUAAACUGUAAAUGCAAAAAAAUCUCAUAAAAUGUAUUUAUUUGUUUGUCAAAGUUUGUGUUCCCUGUAGUUGCUGUUACAGUAUAGUAUUUACAUUAUAGCACCUCAUGGAUGUCUACUUGACAUGUCAUACAUUGCCCCUCAUAGAAUGCACUAGACCUAACGGUGUAUCAGUUAUUGUUCAAGUAUGUCUUGGGCCAAGGUUAUACAUAAUAUUUAUAAAUAAAUGAAGAGUUGCCCAGGAUAAAAUGGCUUCCUACUUCCAAAUACUGCACCAUAGCAGUCCACAGGUUGUGUGUGGUAUUGCAACUUAAUUGGGUUUUCUGCUUAUGUACGACUUUCCCCCUAUCUGUUUGGAUAUGGGAUAAGUGUCUGAUUUCAGGGGUCAAUCAGACCCACCUGCUGAGACUAACUGGUCUUGGUGGUGGCGGCGGCCAGCUCUGCCAAUUACCAACUGUAGCGAUGUCAUGCCUCAACCGGUGAUUGACGGAGCAUGCCGUCACUACCGAGACCAGUUCAUCUCAGAAGUUGGUGGCCAGAGGAGAGAUCUGAGGUAAGAUCUGGCAAAGUUCUGGAGACCACAGCGGAUCCCCUGCAGCUUAUUCUCUGUCCUGUAAAUAGGGGGUAAGUUUUACAUAACCACAGUUAUUGGGCGAAUAAGUAUUCGUAGGAAAGCUUGUUCCCUAUAACUGGCCUGUGUAAUAGGUUUGUUAUAGUUUGUUGGCUGAUCAGAUCUUUUAUGGAGUCUUAGCAGUCAUUAUCAGCCGCACAUCGAUCUGUGUAAAUGGGGAAUGUGCAUCUGACAAUGAUAAAAAUAACGUUCGUGAAUUCACUGUGUGAAAAGGGCUACAUGUUGGGUCAUCAGACCUAUGGUCGGGCCGGCAUGUGCGGCCAUAAUACGAAUAUAAAUAUGUCCGUAUUAUGCUACUAUUAACGCAUCUUGGUAGUGAAGUGCACAACUGUGGAAGAUCAGAGUUAACUUCUUAUUUUGCACAGUUGUGCCCUUUACUAUUAAAAUGCCCUGCUGGGAGACUGCUGUAUUGUGAAAAGUACUUUUCUGUGCUUUUAGGUCUUACAGGUUUUCCAGGGGUCAUUAUAGACUGUUUUUAAACUUUGUAUAAUUUAUACUAAUGUUUUAUAAGGCUUUAGACUGUAAUAUGGACUGAUUACUAGAGAUGAGAGAACUUACAGUAAAUUCGAUUCAUCACCAACUUCUCGGCUCAGCAGUUGAUGACUUUUCCUGCAUAAAUUAGUUCAGCUUUUAG